Messenger RNA from Staurois parvus, 311 nucleotides. The record is from the annotation of a GenBank genome assembly. NCBI's taxonomy places the organism in Eukaryota, Metazoa, Chordata, Amphibia, Anura, Ranidae.
CAGAAAGAACAGACAAAAUGCAGGCAGGGCGCAGGACAAAGCACUAGGGACAUAAAAAAAAAAAAAAAAAUGACAUUUUUUUAAAAUUUAAAUUUCCCCGCCGCCGGCGGCGGCGGCGCCCGUACGUCCCGACGUCACAGGGACAGGACACAGAAAGCCGGAUGCCGGCAUCGGCCGGAGGAGAUGGCCGGGGACGCUGCAGGGGACACAUCGUGGGAGCGCAGGGUAAGGCAAGUGAAGAACACAUGCCGGAGCAGUGCCGCAGGGUAAGCCCGAGUGUAGCUCGGGGUUACCGCUUUUGGUACUGAAAU